Messenger RNA from Baudoinia panamericana UAMH 10762, 1353 nucleotides. RefSeq lists its product as uncharacterized. Bases 1 to 1353 code for a protein of 450 amino acids. Gene Ontology annotation, cellular component: COG complex. The transcript has a single exon. Lineage: Eukaryota; Fungi; Ascomycota; Dothideomycetes; Mycosphaerellales; Teratosphaeriaceae. Gene Ontology annotation, biological process: intra-Golgi vesicle-mediated transport. The record is from RefSeq and is a predicted model, not a curated record.
AUGGCGUCAGAAGGACAGCAGUCAUACAUUGACUAUUCUGCCAUCACAUCGGAUCGGUUCUCGGCCAGCAAUUAUGCAAAUCAGCUCAUCCUACAGACUCACAAUGCAAACGAGCCCUUGGAUUUGCCCACGCCGCUGUCACGGGUCCUUUUCGAUGUGCAAGAAGUAGACACUCACAUCGACCAAUUGACGACACAAAAUGCUCUGCCAAUCAUCGAGUCCACCUCGGCGCGUGCUGACGCGAGCAGGCGAAUCCUGGACGAAGUCGAGAGCCAAGUCAACCGCUUGAAUGAAAGCUUUCAGCGUCUUCAACGGGAAGUCCUCCGGCGCUAUGAAAGUGCCGAGCUAGUUCGCCUGGCGGCUGAGCGCCUGCUUCUGACUUCGAGAGUUGGUCGUGGAGUGCAGCGGGCGGUGCAACUUGGCAGGCAGCUCGAAGCAGAGAUGGACAGUGCAACCAGAGGAGUGCAGAGUGCCAUGGUUGGCGCCGCAAUCACCGUACUGAGCAUGAGACAUUUGUUCACUUUGGCAGGUAAAGCCGAAGAAGCCGAAGGUCUCGCCAGAGUGCAAGUUGUGGGUUCAUUGAGAAACGAGGUCGUGGCUCCUCUAGAGAGGACGUUGAUCGCGAAAGCACAGCAGGUCGUUCGAGAGUUCAGUAUGUCAUCAUUACUAGCAUCUGGCAACGCUCAUACAGGUCAACCCCAGAACCAACAAACAUUUGCCCAGGUGGAAGACACCAAGAGCAGGACCACUAGCGCGCUUCACACGCUAUACUUGCUUUCGCCAACGAAACCGGCAACAUCUCUUGCGUCCUUCGAGCCGAUAUUGUUGAUCUCAGCUCUGCAAUCUUACCUGCAGACCGCUCUCACAUCAAGCCUUGCUUCACUCGCGAGAGCUCUCGCAACGUUGCCACAGCUUGACCGGACUCUCCUAGAAAUCUCCGCAAGAUGCCAGAACAUUGUUGCGCUAGAGGUGCUGCUCGAGGCGGUGAAAGCACCAGUCCAUCCAUUGCUGUCUCCUGAGGGACAACAGACUGGUACAUCUGCCUCAUCCAAUUUUCUUACGCCUCUGUUAAGGCAUCUAGACACUUCUUCACUACCGUCAUACUUCUGGCGUAGUAUGGCCGGGCAACUCACUAGCCGGGUUCAGGACAUCCUUACUCGAGGAGGUGUCAGCGCUCGUACCCUACGUACUAACAGGGACCGAGUCCGGGAUGCCAUCAGAGAGUGCGUGGAUCGAGGCUCUCAGCUGCCUGUGUCGAGCGCUGCUUUGGGUACGAAAGAGGGCAAAGUAGGCAGCUGGGAGCGUGAGGCUGCGGUCAUGGUGCAAAGUGUGAUCGGUCCGUUGCACCGCUAA